This is a messenger RNA of Prunus dulcis (almond), 2977 nucleotides long. RefSeq names its product disease resistance protein RPV1-like. The record is from RefSeq and is a predicted model, not a curated record. Gene Ontology annotation, molecular function: ADP binding. The transcript is spliced from 6 exons. NCBI's taxonomy places the organism in Eukaryota, Viridiplantae, Streptophyta, Magnoliopsida, Rosales, Rosaceae. Bases 134 to 2977 code for a protein of 947 amino acids. Gene Ontology annotation, biological process: defense response; signal transduction.
GCUCACCAUUUCAUGAAUUCACAUUGCCUUUCACAUUUUCUCACAUCCAAGCUCUUCAAGUAAAAAAGACUCAUAUUUGGCUUAGCGAAUCCACAGAGAGAAGCAAACACUGAAACAAUUAUCUCUGGCUUCCAUGACCAACCGAGGAGCCUCUUCUUCUUCUGCUUCUUUCACCAAGUCAUGGAAAUACCAUGUCUUUCUGAGCUUCAGAGGUUUAGACACUCGCUCAAAUUUCACAAGCCAUUUGUAUAGCAAUUUGCGUCUACAAGGAAUUAACACCUUCAUGGAUGAUGAUGAGCUCAGAAGAGGAGAAGAAAUAUCAAACGCGCUUCUCACAGCAAUUGAAGACUCAAAGAUUUCUGUGGUUGUGUUCUCCGAAAACUAUGCCUCCUCAAAAUGGUGCUUGGAUGAGCUUGUUAAGAUUCUUGAUUGCAAAGAAUCAAAUCAACAAUUGGUCAUCCCAGUUUUUUGCAAGGUGAAUCCAUCAGAUGUACGGAAUCAUAGAGGAAGCUUCGGGGAUGCACUGGCUAACAUGGACUGCAAUAACGUAGAGAAGCUCAACAGAUGGAAGGAAGCACUUUCGCAAGCAGGAAAAUUGGCGGGGUUCACUCUGUCCGAUGAACAUAGAUCUGAAGCUGAACUGAUUCAUAAUAUCGUUCAACACAUUUCACGGGAAGUAAUAGACCGUACACAUUUGGAUGUGACAAAGUAUCCAGUUGGAAUGCACCGUCCUGUAGAAGAUAUAACUAAGCUACAGCUUUUGGAUUUGAGGGAAAACGAUGUUCGUAUGGUAGGUGUAUGGGGAACUGGUGGAAUUGGUAAGACCACAAUUGCUACAGCUGUUUAUAAUUCAAUUGCCCACGAAUUUGAAGGCUGUUCUUUUUUGGCAAAAGUCAAAGAUUCUAAGGGAUACAAAUUACAGAGGACUCUUCUUUCUGAUAUUCUAAGGGAUAGAAAUUUGGAGGUGGCCAACGUUCAUAAAGGGGCCACGAUGAUAAAGCAAAGGUUGAGUUGUAGAAAGGUUCUCUUGGUUCUUGAUGACGUGGAUGACAUGGACCAGUUACACAAGUUAGUUGGGGCAUGUGAUUGGUUUGGUGUAGGCAGUAGAAUUAUCAUAACAACAAGGGAUAAGCAACUGUUAACUGCUCAUCAUGUUAAUUUAAUACAUGAGGUCGAGAUUUUAGAUGAUCCUGAAGCACUUGAGCUCUUCUGUUGGCAUGCCUUCAAAAGAAGUGGGCCUCCUUUGGGUGAUUAUGUGAAACUUGCAGAACGUGCAAUACGCUAUGCUCAAGGCCUUCCUUUGGCUUUGAAAGUUCUCGGUUGUUGUCUAUGUGGUGGAAGUAUAGAUAAAUGGGAAGCUGCAUUGGAUGGUUUCAAAAGCAAGAAAAUUCAAGACGUUCUCAAAAUAAGUUACAAUGCAUUGGAUCACAGCGUACAGGAGGUUUUCCUUGACAUUGCAUGUUUCUUUAAGGGUAAAGAUACAAAGUAUGUGAAAGACGCUUGUGGCCUCAACGCUAGUUAUAGCAUUGAAGUACUCAUAGAAAAGGCCCUCAUAAGUGUUGAACAUAGUUCAUCCGAUAAUUAUAUUUGGAUGCAUGAUUUAUUAGAAGAGAUGGGUAAGGACAUAGUUCAGCAAGAGUCGCCCACUGAAGCCGGAGGACGUAGCAGAUUGUGGUUUCAUGAAGAUGUCAAGCAUGUUCUGACGAAUAAUACAGGAACAAAUAAAAUCACAGGUAUCAUGUUAAAUUUCCCCAAACAAGAUGAUAAGAUAUUCUUGGAUGUUGGCAAAAGCUUCUCGAAGAUGAAAAAUCUUAAAAUUCUCAUAAACCACAAUGUAUGCCUUUCUGGAGAUGCUAGUUCUAUCGCAAACAAUUUGAGAGUUCUUGAUUGGCGUGGAUUUCCGUUCCAAUUUUUUCCACCCAAUUUUCGUCCAAAUGGACUAGUUGUGCUCAGUCUGCCUGACAGCCGCAUCAAACAACUAGGGGAGGGAUUGAAGCAUAUGAAAAAGUUGACAUCUCUGAAUUUCAAGGGAUCUAACUUCCUAACUGAAAUCCCCCACCUAUCCAGCAGCCCAAACUUAAGGUACUUGAAUGCGAGUUUGUGUACAAGUUUAGUCGAGGUUCAUCCAUCUGUUGGAUAUCUUGAUAAACUUGAAAAAUUGGACUUUCAUUGCUGCUCUGAACUCACGAAGUUUCCAAAUAAAGUUGGGUUGAAAUCUCUGAAAUCAUUUUCUCUUCACGGUUGCAUAAAGUUGGAGAGCUUCCCAGAAAUUGUGGACAAAAUGGAAUCCUUAAUUAAAUUGGAACUUAGUGCAACUGCUAUAGAAGAGUUGCCUUCAUCAAUUGGAAAUCUCACUGGGCUUGAACAAUUAGUUUUGCAAGGAUGUGAAAACCUUGCAAAUCUGCCACAAAGUAUUUAUGGGUUGCAAAACCUACAUUUUAUUCAUCUCGAUCGAUGCCCAAAACUUGUCACAAUGCCAAAUAACUUGAUCUCUGAAGGUUUAUCGAGUGCAGAAUCACUUCCUUUGGAGGUUCGAACCAAUACAAACAGUCCUCGCUAUGGCAACUUCUUGAGGCAGGGGAAGAUGUCUUUUGAAGGGUGCAAUGUAUCAAAUAUUGAUUCCUUGGAGAAUUUUUGUUUCUGGUCCAACUUUGUGACAAUUGAUCUAUCCGAAAGCAAUUUUGUCAGUCUUCCUGUGUGCAUUAGCAAAUGUGUCAACUUGUGGUCGCUUAAUUUGAGGGUCACGAGACAAGCGAAGGUCGACUUGCUCCUAGAAAAGGCGGAACUCAGAGCGCUUACGCUCUUCAACCAUCUGUUUGCGGAGCUCGUCCAACUUCUUCUGCUCGGCCUCGUGCUUUUGCUCUGCCUUCCACGCGUUCUCUGUGUUCCGAACGCACUCUGUUUGCCGUCCCUUCUUGUUCAGAAAUUUCAACGCCAUUCUUUUUCUUCUGCUGUUGCUGCUUCAAUAUUCGAAUGA